UUCGUGCUUCGAUACUCACAACACACAAGUCUCAUAUAAAUAAGUUGAAGGUGUUCACAUGAACUUAGAACUCAAAGCUUAGAAGCGUGUUUACUUUGAAUAUAUCUUCGUGACCUAAACGUAUCUACCUCAUCAAAUGACUUUCUUUAAGAUUUUCGGCGUGACCCUUGGUCUUGUAUCACUGGCACACGGGGAGCCACCUGUCCAAGGAUAUCACUACCAACAGAAUGGUUACCAUUCGAACGCUUUCAGCCCGCCCAGCGAGACUUAUUUGCCACCUAAAACCGGUUUAACCCUACCCAGCAGCUAUCUACCCCCUAACUCGUUCACCGCCCCGGGACAGUAUGGUAACGGUCAGAAUCACCAGCAACAUCAUCACCACCAUGAAAAUGAAAACGAAGUGCCGAAGUCCUACGAAUUCGGCUACUCAGUGAAGGACGCCCAGUCCGGCAACGACUACGACCGAAGGGAGAUGUCGGACGGCAACGUGGUGCGCGGGGAGUACAGAGUGCAGCUUCCCGAUGGACGCACUCAGAUAGUAACGUAUCACGCGGACUGGCAGACUGGCUUCCACGCGAAUGUGCGGUACGAAGGACAGGCGAGGUACCCCGAAAACAACCAUCAAGGUUACAACUAUAAUGCCCCGCAGUUCUCCGGUUCCCUAAAUGGAUUUAACAACCACGAGAGCAGCAACAAACCGUCCACAUCUUAUGGACCGCCGGGUUACCAAUAAAUAGUAAAAUUAAAUGACAAGAAAACACUUCAGUAUUUCCAGAGAUUACCCCUAUAGAAGGCUAGACAAGGGUACACCGAUUAGUAUUCUUAUGAAAAAUUUAUGUUACCAAACUUUUCUUGAGAUAAAAAUUUUAGAGUUUAGGGAUUAUUACGGUUUUUUUAAAGUCCCGUGGGAACUGUUUACUUUCUUGGGAUAAAAAGUAGCCUAUGUUACUCUCCGUCCUUGCAACUAACUCUACGCUAAACCGCAAAUGGAAGAAUCCAUUGAGGGCAUAAAAUAAGGACAAACAAACAAACAAACAUCACAACAAAACGGCCCUCGGAUUGAAAGCUUAUAAAGAUGUACAAAUUUAGCUAUCUAAUACUAAGUUGGAUAUUAUGUUAAGUAUAUUAAGAUGUAUGAAAAUAAAUAAGUCUUUGAA
Molecule: messenger RNA, 1157 nt
Organism: Pararge aegeria (speckled wood butterfly)
Lineage: Eukaryota; Metazoa; Arthropoda; Insecta; Lepidoptera; Nymphalidae
Product: pro-resilin-like
Exons: 7
Coding region: 137-733 (198 amino acids)
Cellular component (GO): extracellular matrix
Source: RefSeq, a predicted model, not a curated record